AGUGAGAUCUACGAUUCCUUACUAGGCGAGCACGAUCUAAGAUGAAGUCUGUUGUUGCUCUCUUAUUUCUCGUCACCCUGUUGGGUCUAACAUGCAGUGAAUAUUCUAAACGUAAAGGAGAUUACUAUCCCAAAAGUGACUACAAGAAAGGGGGUCAUCACUAUUCAACUGACGAUGGAUCUUACUAUCAAGGAGGCGGAUUUAAUGGAGGACAACUUGGCGGAUAUUAUGGAGGACAACUAGGAGGACAUUAUGGAGGACAACUUGGCGGGUAUUAUGGAGGACAACUUGGCGGGUAUCAUGGAGGACAACUUGGUGGACAUUAUGGAGGACAAUUAGGAGGAUAUCAUGGUGGACAGACUCUUCCUGGAGGAGGUGUAUGCCCCGCCAUUGCCUGCUAUGUUCCGGCAUGUCAGGUAGAGAGUUGCCCUAACUUUCCCUACGCUAGAUGUGUGGGUUUCUGCAACGGCUGUAUUGCUCGGUUUUUCGACCAGUGGGGCAGGGAUGUGACCAAUUUCUGUGGUAGACAUCACAAGAAGCACAAGAGAUACUAAAUCCUGGAAUUAGUCAAAUCUAUUUACAAAUAAAAGAUAAUUUAUCAGCAUA
Molecule: messenger RNA, 606 nt
Organism: Saccostrea echinata
Lineage: Eukaryota; Metazoa; Mollusca; Bivalvia; Ostreida; Ostreidae
Exons: 4
Coding region: 42-554 (170 amino acids)
Source: RefSeq, a predicted model, not a curated record